Molecule: messenger RNA, 3805 nt
Organism: Xylaria bambusicola
Lineage: Eukaryota; Fungi; Ascomycota; Sordariomycetes; Xylariales; Xylariaceae
Exons: 9
Coding region: 1-3273 (1090 amino acids)
Source: RefSeq, a predicted model, not a curated record
AUGGCCCAGGUAGUCUUACAACGGGCUUGCGAUCGCUUCCGUAAUGAAUUAUCAUCGGAAGAUGCUAACUUGAUCAUCACGACACGCAGAUUUGAUGAGGUCAAGAAUGCAGUUCUACAGGUCGAACAACAACUCGCUGCUAGACAAGAACUCCGAAACUUUGACCGUCUGGCCCCUUUCCUUGAUACGAUAGAGACGUACUCCAAGGCGCUCGAGGUAGCCUGCAAUGGCACGCCGUAUCUUCCCUGGAUAUGGGCCCCCAUCAAGUUGAUCAUUCAGGCUGUUCACGAGUCUGUGCAUGCUCUAGAUAAGAUUCUGGUGGCAUAUGGCAACAUCGCCACCAGCAUGCCUCGGCUCUCUCGUUUCGCCGGAUCAUUCCCCAAUGAUGAACAAUUUCAGCAGCUGAUAGCAUUUCUAUUUGAGGACAUCAUCGAGUUUCAUCGGAAAGCCUAUGCACUGAUAAGAAUGCCAGGUUGGAAAUUCUUCUUCUCUUCUGCAUGGGGUCGUUUCGAGCACCGUUUCAGCGGCCUACUUGAACGAAUGGCACGAAUAGGCGACCUGAUCGAGCGUGAAGCGGUUGCGCUGGACAUUUUCCAUGCUGCUGAGUGGAGGAAAACAGAAGGUGAAAAUGCAUAUAAACGUGAACGCCAGAGGCACGCAGAACAACGUCAAGCUGUAUUGGAUUGGCUUACGCCUAAUGAUAUUGAAGAGGCGAAGCUCGAUGUGCUAAACGGCCGCUGUUAUGAAGGGACAUCAUCUUGGAUCACACAAAAUCACAAAUUCAGAACAUGGUUACAGCGAGGGCGUGGCAACUCCGUGUUAUGGCUACAUGGGAAACCUGGCUCAGGGAAAUCAGUAAUUAGCUCGCAAGUCAUACGUUUUCUACGUAUCAAUCAACGUCCGGUGUGCUUCUUCAUUUGCGAUUACCAUACGCCUGGAGAGAGCGCCAUUACUCAAAUUCUCAGAACUAUAUGCGCACAGAUCGUAAGGUCAUCUGAAUACUGCGUGCCAUAUCUUUAUGAGGAGUUCUUGAGCCAGGCAAAAAUCCUUUCGGUCAAUGUUCUUAAAAGCCUGCUUCCACAGUUAAUCCAACAUUUUGACGACUUACGUAUUAUUAUCGAUGGAAUAGACGAGCUUUCUACAUCAGUUCACCGACCUCUAAUCAAAGAACUACUGUUUCUCACUGGACACCGCCAGGAAAAAUGUAGAUUAUUGAUUGUCAGUCAAGAUCUGCCCAGUAUAAGUUCGGAGCUGUCUAGAAUACCUCGACUGUCUCUGAACGAGGAGAGGAGUUCUAUUGAGAAGGAUCUUUCGUUAAUAGUCCAAGCCAGACUUCAGGAAAUCGAUGACACGUAUCAAGGAGCCUUAGGAGUUGAUACCAUUCUUUCUAUCAAGAAUGACAUCCUAGCUAAAGCCGAAGGGAUGUUCCUUUGGGUUCAUUUGAUUCUAGAGCUUUUGAGCACUGCUUCAAAUCUGAGCGAGCUUCGAAUGCAAAUCGACAACUUGCCGGCAGACCUAGCCGAGGCAUACAAGAAGAUUCUGCACAACAUUAGUAAUAGAUGUUCGUCUAACGAUUUCUCCAAGAUAAAGCGGAUCUUUUCUUGGAUCAUGUACCGUAAAGGACGACAUCCAUUGCGUAAAUGUCAACUACGGGUCGCAAUGAUUCUCAACUCUGACUGCCAGAUCAUGACUCGAGAAACCAGACCCUUCCCAAACGCUACUGACAUCUGUAAACCCUUUGUCGAGGAUGGCCCAGGCGGAUCUUUAAUAUUUGUACAUUCAUCCGUCCCACAAUUCCUUCUUGAUCAGAGCAGCGGCCCAUUCAUGCAGGCUCCAGAAUCACAUCUCUCACUAGCCUCAGCUUGCUUAAGCCAAAUAACCCAAUCACUUGAAAUUCUAUGCCCAGAUAAUCGGAACCCCUCGCCAGCUCGGUAUGCUGCCACCGUUGGUGGUUUCUAUGCGCUCCUGCCGUACGCAUCCAUGUACUGGAUGGACCACGUACUAGAUUGUUUGGAUGGUGCCCAAUUCGAUGAGAUCUUGGAUCAAAUUAAACGACUGUGCCAGAAAUUACGACAGUUCACAUCUCUCAGCUCCCAUUCGAACGAGAUUCUGGAGGCGACAGAUGAUCUCGACCCUCGUUUAACUACAAUAAUUUCCAGAGAAGAGGCCGCACUUAUUCGACAAUCCUGGCCUAUGAAGCAACAAGAAGCCUUGACUUCAGAUCAACACUCCCAGCCCCAGCAUCUCCACGAGGCCGUAAAGCACUAUCACGAAACUGUUCAUUUCUUGAUGAGCCAAGGACAAGUUCAUGGCAUCUUGCAGCAAGAACUGCUAGGAUUCAAAGAAGAAUUUGGGCCAACAGCAUUUGUUUGCAACCAUCACGGGUGUGAGCGUGUGGCCGUUGGGUUUUCUUCGAAGGCUGAACUCGCAGACCACCAAGCACACCACAAUGGCGAUCUGAAAUGCUCUGUUCAUGGCUGUGCUUAUAAUGAUGUUGGUUUCAGAACUACCAAGGACCUUCAAGCUCAUCGAAGGAAACGCCAUGGAGCCGCGUUGACCAAGCGUGUGCCAAAGAGGUUUCGAGAAGCUGAUCCAGCACCAAUAUUGAUACCCGAUGAUGUCGCUAAGUCUCCCAUAGAAGAUAUCAAUGCAGUUGCUAGUGGAAACAAUUUUUAUAAGGAGACACCUCCACCACCGCAAAUUCCGGCAGCUCACGAAUUGCCUCGCUCACAACUUACUGUUCAUAAUAAUUCAGCGAUGGAUAAAGUGCAUCACCAAUACCAAAUGCAAUUAAAACUCCGCGAACAAGAGAACAAGAAGCGGUUGAUGAUGGCAAGGCAAGAACAAAACGACAGGGCGCCAGCUUCAUUAGUGGACAUGGGGUACCUGAGUGCGCAAAGAGACUUAAUGCUGUUAGAGCAGCAGAACAAGAAGCGGUUGAUGAUGGAAAGGCAAGAACAAAACGACAUGGCGCCAGUUUCAUUAGUGGACAUGGAGUACCCGAGUGCGCAAAUAGAAUUAGGGCUAUUGGAGCAGCAGAACAAGAAGCGGUUGUUAAUGGUGGCACGUUCUUCUACAGACGCUGAACCACCGCGUACUUUAGCAGCUUCUCCAGGGCACAGUGAACCAAUUCUAACUGUUAAUAAUUCAUUGGACACUGCAACUCACCAGGUGGCAUCACCGAAUGCAGCGCGACGGGACUACGGAAUGCAGUUAAUGCGUUUCCGGGAGCAGCAGAAUAAGAAGCGAUUGAUGAUGGCAAGACGAGAAUAAGAAGAUAUGUUCUCAUCACCUACUACGAAUCUUGAGUCAAACAAUAAGUCCCAACCUAGGAGAAUGUCAAACGGUAGCAGGAUCGAUAAUGACAUGUUGUCAGCCAUAUCAAAAGGGAAAAAGCAAGGGGAAAAGCAAGUCAGCUUCCCGCCUUCACACUGGACGAUAUUCGACCACCAAAGGAACCCCGGGGAGGCUAAUGCAAGUUCUAUGGAGGAGCAGAGCAAGAAAUUACUAAUGAAUGGAAGACAAGCACAAAUAUAAGAUGCUAUAGACCUCCAGUAAUCUCCACUCAAGGAAAUUUGAAGGGAAGACUUAUUCGAGUCCUAGAUGUAAUUGCUCAUAGAGGUACAGCAUGAUAAAAUUAAAAAAAAAGGCUGAAAAUCAUAAGGCAAAAACAAGACAUGUUGCUGAUACCCACGACGGACCCUUUGUCUCAAUGGGAAAACAAAUCAUGCCGAGAGUGUGAAGACUUGCAGUACGCGACACCGUAUUUAGCCCCUCAUCAGAACCGAUGCGAUUGUGUAUUAAU